CAGCUCCUCAUAACCGCCCACGGCCUCAACAACAAAUACUACGGUACUCACUUUUCACUUUCUUUGCUCCUUCCUCUAACAAACCAGCAAACAUGUCCGGACGUGGCAAGGGCGGCAAGGGCCUGGGCAAGGGCGGCGCCAAGCGCCAUCGCAAGGUGCUCCGCGACAACAUCCAGGGCAUCACGAAGCCCGCUAUCCGCCGGCUGGCUCGUCGUGGCGGUGUGAAGCGUAUCAGCGGCCUCAUCUACGAGGAGACCCGCACAGUGCUCAAGACCUUCCUGGAGAACGUCAUCCGCGACUCGGUCACCUACACCGAGCACGCUCGCCGCAAGACCGUGACCGCCAUGGACGUGGUCUACGCGCUCAAGCGCCAGGGCCGCACCCUGUACGGCUUCGGUGGCUAAGCAGUUUUUAUUCCUGUGCACGUUGGGCGCCGCGUCCUCCUUCGAAGCCCAAGGUUGUGCAACGUGUCCAGGAUCCCCCACCCACCCCAAAAAAACUCGGUGUUUCUCACCUGCUGCACGGGCCCCAGUUUGCUAUCAGACAUUGUACUAUUGCGGCAUGGUCAGGUGCAUCCACAGGAACCUGCUCCGGCCACACAC
Messenger RNA from Chlamydomonas reinhardtii, 602 nucleotides. RefSeq lists its product as uncharacterized. Lineage: Eukaryota; Viridiplantae; Chlorophyta; Chlorophyceae; Chlamydomonadales; Chlamydomonadaceae. Gene Ontology annotation, cellular component: nucleosome. Gene Ontology annotation, molecular function: DNA binding; protein heterodimerization activity; structural constituent of chromatin. The coding region runs from base 93 to 404 and encodes 103 amino acids. The transcript has a single exon. The record is from RefSeq and is a predicted model, not a curated record. Gene Ontology annotation, biological process: nucleosome assembly.